Molecule: messenger RNA, 1198 nt
Organism: Cyprinus carpio (common carp)
Lineage: Eukaryota; Metazoa; Chordata; Actinopteri; Cypriniformes; Cyprinidae
Gene: psph
Product: phosphoserine phosphatase
Exons: 6
Coding region: 195-875 (226 amino acids)
Biological process (GO): L-serine biosynthetic process; dephosphorylation
Cellular component (GO): cytoplasm
Molecular function (GO): L-phosphoserine phosphatase activity; magnesium ion binding
Source: RefSeq, a predicted model, not a curated record
AUCAGAGCAGUCGGUGAGUGAGCCGGUGUGAUGUGAUUGGCCGGCUCGGAGACGCGAGGCAUGGCAGGAGCCCGCAGCGGUCAGAGCAGCGCUGUUCGCCGGAGCGAAGUGAACUUUCCUGCGGACUCCCGGAGGCGCCUCUCCCCGCCCGUGCACUCAGGUUCCGCGGCUGCAUACUAACCACGCUGCUCAGCAUGACCACCGCGGCGCGCACUCAGGAGCUCUUCCGGCGCGCGGACGCCGUGUGCUUGGACGUGGACAGCACCGUGAUCCGCGAGGAGGGCAUCGACGAGCUCGCCAAGUUCUGCGGCGUCGGGGACGCGGUCACGGAGAUGACCCGGAACGCGAUGGGCGGCUCCGUGUCCUUCCAGAAGGCCCUGAGUGACCGUCUGUCCAUCAUCAGGUGCUCGAGGGAGCAGGUCAACAAGCUGAUCACUGACCACCCGCCUCAGCUCACCCCGGGGGUCAAGGAGCUGGUGGAGAAGCUUCAUCAGCGCAGCGUGAAGGUGUUCCUCGUCUCCGGCGGCUUCCGCUGCAUCGUUGAACACGUGGCGUCGCAGCUCAACAUCCCUCUGCAUCACGUCUACGCAAACCGCCUCAAGUUCUUCUUCAACGGAGAGUACGCCGGCUUCGACGAGUCCCAGCCCACGGCACAGUCCGGAGGGAAGGGCCGGGUCAUCAGCAUGCUGAAGGAGGAGUACGGCUUCGGGAACAUCGUGAUGAUUGGAGACGGAGCCACGGACCUGGAGGCCUGUCCUCCUGCGAGUGCGUUCAUCGGGUUCGGGGGGAACGUGGUGCGGCAGCAGGUGAAGGAGAAGUCCUCGUGGUACGUCACCAGCUUCGGCGAGCUGCUCAAGGAGCUGGAGAAGAUCUAGUGAUCACCGCAUGCUCUAUAAUCAUGCACUAGCUUUGUGCCUUUCCUAGUUUACCUAACGCACAGUUUUUAAUGGUCGUAUGUUUUUAGAGUUUAUUAUUAAAUGAUUGUUUACUUAGAAGAUAAUGCACAGUGUGGUGUACUGUACAGUCAGCAUUUUAACUGAUGAAACUGACUCACGUUUGGAUGUCAGACUUCGAGAGAACACUAUGUCGUACCUUGAUAAUGAAUCUUUUUAUGCUAACAACUGUAUCCUUCAGUAUGCACAUUUAAAAAAGAGUGUUUUUAAUAUCGGUCAAGAGAGAAUAAACAGAAGUAACAGCU